UGGUGAACCGGAGAACUCGUCUUCCUCGGCUGCAGCAGCCGGAUCAGACGCUCCUGCAGACGGAGGCAGCAAGGUGGAGAUGGUCUUCUGGCUGCUCUCCAUGCUCGCCAACAGGGACAAGGAAGAGAUGUCCCGGACUCUGCUGGCCAUGUCCAGCUCUCAGGACAGCUGCAUCGCCAUGAGGAAGUCUGGCUGCGUCCCCCUGCUGGUCCAGAUCCUGCACGAAGCUCCGGGUGGUGGAGUUGGUGCUGGAGAGACCACGACGACAGCAACAGGCGGCACGAUGGGGGGCUGCAGCCGAGAGGCCAAAUCCAGAGCCAGCGCCGCCCUCCACAACGUCAUCUACUCCCAGCAGGACGAGGGCCAGGCCCGGCGGGAGAUGAGGGUCCUGCACAUGCUGGAGCAGAUCCGCACCUACUGCGACAGCGGCUGGGACUGGAUCGAGAGCCACGCCACGACGCCUUCGCCUGGAGGAACCAGAACCACCGAUAUUCCUGAACCCGUGGACCCUCAGAUCUGUCAGGCCAUGUGCGCCAUCAUGAAGCUUUCCUUCGAGGAGGAAUACCGACGAGCCAUGAACGAAUUAGGUGGCCUGCAGGUGGUGGCAGAUCUGAUCCACCUGGACCAUGACAUGUACGGCAUGCAGAACGACCCCAUCAACAUGGCGCUGCGGCGAUACGCAGGAAUGGCUCUGACCAACCUGACGUUUGGAGACGUUGUCAACAAGGCGACCCUGUGCUCCAAGAAGAGCUGCCUCCAGGCUCUGGUAGCCCAGCUAGCCUCCGACAGCGAGGAGCUUCAUCAGGUGGUCUCCAGCAUCCUGAGGAAUCUGUCCUGGAGGGCCGACAUCAGCAGCAAGAGAGUCCUCCGAGACAUCGGCUGCGUGUCUGCGCUUAUGACCUGCGCCCUGCAGGCCACUAAGGAGUCGACCCUGAAGAGCCUCCUGAGCGCUCUGUGGAACAUGUCGGCUCACAGCAUCGAGAACAAGGUGGCGAUCUGCUCUGUGGACAGCGCUCUGGGAUUCUUGGUCAGUACGCUGACGUACCGAUGUCAGACCAACUCACUCGCCAUCAUCGAGAGUGGAGGGGGGAUCCUACGAAACGUGUCGAGUCUGGUCGCCACACGAGAAGACUACAGGCAAAUCCUCAGGGACCAUAACUGCCUCCAGACUCUACUACAGCACCUGCGCUCCCACAGCCUGACCAUAGUGAGCAACGCCUGUGGGACUCUCUGGAACCUUUCAGCUCGGAGUCCAAAAGACCAGGAGCUGCUGUGGGACCUCGGAGCAGUUAGCAUGUUGCGCAACCUUAUCCAUUCUAAGCACAAAAUGAUAGCCAUGGGCAGUGCUGCAGCUUUAAGGAACCUCCUCACCAACCGCCCCCUGAAAUAUAAGGAUGCUGCAGUCGUAUCCCCUGGCUCCUGCAUGCCCUCACUCUACAUGAGGAAACAGAAGGCUUUGGAGGCGGAGCUGGAUGCCAAACACCUGGCGGAGACUUUUGAUACACUUGAGAAACAGAGCCCCAAGCACCUAACCCUCAACAAGCCACUUCGGCACAUCGAGAGUCUGGCGAAGGAUUAUGCUUCUGAUUCUGGAUGUUUUGAUGAUGAUGAGGCUCCCAACGUCUCCAGCAGCCUGGACACUGGCAGCUUCUCUAUGCUGUCCAUGUUCCUCACCAACUCUAACUUCCUGCAAAACCAGCCUCGUAAGAGGGACAACGAACCUGAGAGAGACGUAGAAAAACCUCAGAUGAUCGAGAAGAGACAUGCACCUCCUGAUGAUGUGGUCUCAGCCGCUGCAGAGAAGCUAGCAAAAAAGAUCACCAACACAGUUGCCAAGAUCGACAGGUUAGUGGAGGACAUCACGAUGCACACAUCCUCGGAGGAUAGUUUGAGCCUCAGCUCUGAGGAUCACCUGGCAGACUGGCCUUACGGACUAGAUGAUCUCAAUGAAGCAAAAUCUUGCUCCCCCUGCCGUCUGUCUGAUACAAGCAGCCUGGCCCACAGAGAACGUCUCAGCAGGGCCCACGCUCUACUGCGCCUCAAAACUGCACACAAAAGUGUCUCAACAGACAGUCUAAAUAGUGGCAGCACCAGUGAUGGCUACUGUGGCAGCAAAGACCAGAUGCGACCUGCUCCAAGAGCGCUAAUGGUACAAAAACGACCCAACCAGCUUGACCUUAAGGUGGCUCAUCAAGAGUACCUGAAUGUUGGACCUGUUGUCCUGACUGAGUCUACCCAGCAGGAUAUUCCAGAGCGAGAUUCUGUGGACAACAAAGAUGUUAAAGUUCUAGAGCUAAGCGACACCGAUUUAGAAAAGAACCAGGAUAAACCCCUACAAACACCAGUCAGUGUAUCCACUAAAGUCUCCUCCGAUGUCAGCAUGACUUCAAUCAAACUGUCUCCAUCUUAUCAGCAGGUCCCUCUCAUUCAAAGUGUGGCCACAUUUGGUGUAGCAAAGACAGCGAUCAACGUCCAGGCUGCCCAAGCAAUGAGAAGGCAAGCAUGGGUACCCACGGUGAUGACUGGGGGGAGCAUUACAAAAUUCUCUCCAAUGGCAUCCACCAGAAGCCCAACCAUCGCCACGAUGGAGACAGUCCAGAAAUACUCAGUUGAGAACACACCAAUCUGCUUCUCUCGCUGCAGUUCACUGUCCUCCCUCUCUUCUGGUGAUGGAGCACUGGAUGGACAAAGUGAAAAUGAGCUGGAGAGUGACUCAUCAUUAGAAAUUAUUGAAGUGGAGGAUGGAGAAGAGGUGAAGAGAACUGAAGAGGAUGAAACCCUGGAGGAUCUGAGCGACAGCCAGCUGCUGAUGACUGACUCUAAAACAUUCCCAAGCAAAGAGACGGAUCCUAUUGAAAUCCCCCGUCCUACUAAAAGGGAAAAGGUUUUCCUAAGAGGAGCCUCACCGGCCGUACUUGAUGACAGAUCUCCAUCUAGUUCAUCUGAGAAUUACAUCCAUGAGACACCCCUGGUAAUGAGUCGCUGUAGCUCAGUCAGUUCCCUUGGCAGUUUUGAGUCUCCCUCUAUAGCCAGCUCAAUCCAAAGUGAUCCAUGCAGUGAGAUGAUUGAUGGGACAAUAAGUCCAAGUGAUCUUCCAGACAGUCCAGGGCAAACAAUGCCACCAAGCCGAAGUAAAACUCCAUGUUGUGUUGAGUCAAACGGACUAGAAACACAGACCACAGGAAUAGCUGGCCAGUGGGAAAGUAGCCUGCGAAAGUUCAUGGAGAUCGCAGACUCGAAAGAGAGGUUUAAUCUUCCUCCUGAUCUGGACACAAUGAUCUACUUCACGGUUGAAAAACCAACUGAGAACUUCUCUUGUGCUUCAAGCUUAAGUGCUCUCCCUCUCCAUGAACACUACAUACAGAAAGACGUGGAGCUGAAAUUGACCCCCCUGCUCCAGCAAAAUGACAAAAAUCUUCCGUUCCCUGACGAGGAUGAGCACGGACUCGACCACGGGGAAAGAUACAGUGAGGGCAACUCAGACGAUGACAUAGAAAUCUUAAAGGAAUGCAUCAACUCAGCAAUGCCCUCCAAAUUCAGAAAAGUAAGGCCUUCCCUGAUGACCACAAUCCCUCCUCAUAUUCUUAAUUCCCGAAAAUCGAUUCAUCUUCCCGUGUACAUGAUGCUCCCGAAUGGCAAAACACAAAUGUGUCCUGGAAGGAGAAUCGUCAUCCCACAAAAGGACUUCAAAUUUGAUGACUCAUCCUUCACUGAUUCUGCAGAAGGUACACCUGUUAACUUCUCCAGCACAACAUCGCUAAGUGAUGAAACUCUUCAGUAUCCAGUGAAAGAGAGGGGGGCUAAGGACUGCACAGCUAAAGGUAUGAACAAACAUGAAGUGCUCGACGAUGAGGAAAAAAGGAUUGAAGACUUGAGGAUAUUCUCACACUUCCACAAACCCAACAGGAUGAAUUACCCACCUGAGAUACAAAUGAACCGGACCACCAAACAUGUCAUUCCCACUCAGAGGGUCCUGAUGCAGAGCAAAGAGGUGGCUGAUAGAGUGGCGAGCCAAAGAAAUCGUGAUCAUUCUCCUAACCAACAAAAGAAGAGGCAAGUUCAAGGCACUGUCAGAAAACUGGAACUGCCUGUCAUAAAGCAGAACACAGAAGGUAACCUUAAUGUGGGAUCACAAAGAGGAAACACAAUAUAUCGACAGAUGACGCAUUCUUCAGAGGACAGCAACAGCUUCUAUGAAGACAAUAAUGAAAUUGAUGAAACAAUGAAGCGAACAAGUAGAAGACAGAUCAGGGAAGCGAGUAGAAACACUCUGUCCCGGAGCAUGACAAAUAUUGGCAGGCUUGAUAAUUCCCAAUCCAAGCCCAGAGGAUUUAACAAGAUUAAACAGAAUCUGAUCAAGGAUGAGUCUCUGGGAUGUUACUCACUCAGUUCCUCUCUUAGUUCACUGAGUGAUGCUGAGUUUGAGGAUCACAAAUCAAAAGCCCAACAAAUAUGGUACAAAAAUAGACACAACAAAACACUGAAUAUGAUGCAACAAACAAAGUCGAUGACCAUUCACAGCCAGUACGAAGAGCAAAGUUCACCAAGCUCCGUCAGCAUGGACUCAGAGGAUGACCUCCUUCAGAAAUGCAUAACGUCUGCCAUGCCCAGGCAGAGGAGGAAGCUUGCUGCCAGGAGGAAGAAAGCUGAAAAUACUCAAAAACAAAAAGCAUCUGAUGUUUGGGACAUGGAUGAGGAAAUGGAUAGCGAUGACACGGCAUGGGACAGAGAUUCAGACCUCAACAGUGUUGAAUGGAGAGCCAUUCAGGAAGGUGCUAAUUGUGUUGUCAGUGGGCUGCAGGCAUCCAAGUCUCAAGAUCCAUCCUCUGAGGAGACAGAAUCAGUCCUGUCAUUCAUGUCAACUUCCAGCUUUACUCCCAAAGAAAGGAAGUUUGCUAAAGACAAAAAGGCCAAUAAACCUUUAGACUUCGCACAACGCAAGCCAGUUCCAAACUUACCUGUGGUCUUCAGAGGCAGGACAGUGAUCUAUACACCAAAAAAAGAGACGGCCCCAUCACAAAUACCUCCCCCCAGAAAAGUACCAACAAAGACAGAUGCUCCAAAGAACCCAAAUCUUGCUCAGCACAGAUCGAAGAGCCUUCACCGACUGGGUCGUCCCCAGGACAUAGAGCUGUCUUUGCCAAAGAGGAGCUCUACUCCACCUCCAAGGAUACCAAAAAGUUCCUCCUCUGGAUCGUCACAAAGCUCUACACCCUCCAAACAGAGUCAGAGGAAGAUAACAUCGCCGAUUCAGACAAAUAAACCCAUCCAGAAAAAGAACGCCACACCAGCUAGCAGUCCACCAGCUAGCAGUCCCCCUGAAAGGAAGGGACGAUCUCCUGUUAUGAAUCAAAAUGAAAGAUCACCACCACCUAAAACUCAGAAGUCACCUGUCCGAAUCCCUUUCAUGCAAAAUUCAGGCAGGCAACCCAGACCUCUGUCACCGCUAGUGACUAAUCAAACAACCAACAGACAAACCAAUCAGAUCAACGGGAAAAGGGUUUUACCCCCCAAUCGAUUUGACCUUGUUAGGAUGACUUCUGUCCACUCAAGUGGUGGCGAGACUGAUCGCAGUGGAUUCUUGAGACAGCUGACUUUCAUUAAAGAAUCAAAGACUGUGCUGAGACGUGAUGGUUCUGUCCGCAACAUGCCUGGAUCUCAGAAUGGAUCUCCCCGCAGAGGAGUUCCUGGAGCUUCAGCUGUCUUCCUUUGCUCAUCACGCUGUCAGGAACUUAAGGCCGCUGUGCAAGCCUCAAGAAGGGUGCAGGUCAAAGGUCCAGGACAAGUACAGAUUGUCCACAGACCAGACUGUGGCCUUCAGAAGCAGACUUCAUCCAUCUGUGGAGCAACCUCCAGUGAAAGGGAUCUAUCAGGCAGACGACCAGCCAGGAGGACUAGCUCCGAAAGCCCCUGCAGGGUGGCUCAAAGAACUGGGCCUGGCAGAGUGUCUGGAAUCAGACAGCAACAAGACAAAGAUACCUUUAAACGUCACGCCUCAUCACCAAGCAUAAAUAUACUGAGCAGGGUGACCAGCCGCUCUUCCCUCCGCUCUUCGUCAUCUGAUUCAAGUGGAAGAGCAAAGAGCGAGGAUGAUACAAAGAAGAAAGGGCCGAGAUCCUCAUCUCGGCUGAAUGACAGAGUAACCUGGAGGAGAAUCAGGGAUGAAGAUGUACCUCAGAUCUUGAAAAGCACCCUGCCAGCUAAUGCAUUACCUCUGGUGCCUUCUCCUGACGGGGAAAAGCCAAAGCUGGCAGCUCUUCCAGGAAAACUGCCAACCAUUCUACUUGCAUCUCGCAAGACAAGUGACGCAACCGUCCAGACAGAAGAUUUUACCAAUAACAAGACCAACUCGAGCACCUCACCGACGGUGGAAACUGCGCCGGAAGUGGCACAACAUGCCCUCUUCAGGAAGAUCAGUGCCACCUCAGGGAGUAACCUCCAGGAUGGUGAUUCAGACGGUUCCCUGAGGAGCCACAGCACCAGAUCUACAGGAACAUCAGACAGCCACGUGGGAGGAGUUGUUCAUUUCCGCCAUGGAUCCCCCAGCAAGGCUGUCCGAGUCACCCCUUUCAACUACACCCCCAGCCCCAUGGCCUGCUGCCUUCAAGACGCACAGAGCCAAGCUGCCACAAUCAACGAGAAGUCAGGAGAGAAAAGUGAGUCGUAGUACGUUUAGUGAAUUACAGGAUGACUCCAUUGUGGUCCUGAUUAAAACUCUCAAACACUCAGGUGGACAGACGAGGAGUGUGCUGGUCCCUAUACCUCGGAUAUUGACCCUUUACUUUACCCCAUUCUCUCCAUGCAAGUUUGAUCAUAGCUUCCAUUCGUACACGGUUGGAUGUAUGCAUUGAGACAGGUCUGACAUGAACGGACCCACAAUAACUUUUAGAGAUGCACUUCAGAGAAAAGUCUCCCCCGAAGAGGAAGUGCAUCUUUUUGUACUUUUUGUAUUUGUAGAAUAAUCAUUGCCUGGUAGAAAUGUAGUUAAACUAUAAAGCAAAAGACAAUGAACUUGAUUUCAGCACAUGAAUCUCCAUCGGUCUCCAGGACAGAUUCGAUAACAAGAACAAUAUUAUGCAAGCGUUAGAGUGAAAGCUCAGCUGGACUUUCACAAACUGUGGCCGACUGUUGUCAGACUUUCACAAAGGACACAAACACACCGACAUGUAAAGUAUUUUUUACAGUGCAUCAUCGCCUCAUCGCUCAAUAUGAGACACUGUCAACAUUUCCAGAGUCCAGCAGGAUCAGAGAAGACUUUUGAUAAAACAUUCCUUCAAAUGAUUUGCAUCGUUACUUUAUUAUUUUGAUCUUGGGUCGUUCACUGAAGCUUUGCAAAGCUACAGGUAGAUGCACAAGCAGGAAGGAAAAAGAGCGGCUACAUUAUUUACUUUCAACUAUUAAUAUAAAAUGAUUAAAAAUUAUACUUGGUCAAGUACAAACUCCAGGGUAGCUGUAGACGAAAUGGGAUAAAGCUCCAGGGUGGUCCAGAAAAUUCAAUACCGUACAAAAUAUACCGAAAUAUUAUUGAGAGUUUAUAAUCCCACAGUUAAUAGUCGUGUCCAACCUUAGAAACAGAGAUGUGAUGGGUCUCGUUCUCACUCUGUUCGUAUGAGGGGAUGAUUCAUGAAACACCUUCACGCUGACCCCUGCUGGACUGUUUCCAUCACUGCAUAAGUAAAUGUUCCAGUGGAUACUGUUAUUUUUCAACCGCUUGUUCUCUGUGUCUUAAUCAGUGUUGUAAAUAUCAUUCAUGUAUACAAACCCCUCAAAGCUUCCCUGACAGCAUGCUAAUAUAUUCACUGACUGUAAACACACUGGAUGACAAUGAUGUCAUCACUCUGACAUCAUUUCUAGAAAUCUGUAUUAUUGUGCUGCAAACACCUAUAAUGCUAUAAAGUGUCAGUGUAGGAUGAACAAAGCGACAACGCGCCUUGUUUGGCUAUUUCCUGUUCGGAGAUGAACAGAUGAUUUGAUUGGAUGAUGGUCGGACAGGUGUGUGUCCUCUGGAAGUCUUUACAAACGUGUUAAUAUCUGCUUUACUGUGUUGCUGUAAAAGUAGCGGUAGGUGGAGAAGAAGUCGAAUAUUAAUACGAUGAAUAUUCUCUGUAGUUGUACCAUCACUCGUCCAUGUGUGCUUGGAGACAAAGACAGGACAGACAGGACAGACAGGAAUCUACACUGAGGGGCUGUUUAACGUUCUGUAUUUACCUGUUGUUUCCACAGCAUGUUUUCAAUAUGCUUUUAAAUAGAAACCGUACAGGUCCCUCUUCAGAUCAUUGAGACAGAAAGACACUCAGACGUUAUACAUGAGCUCAAAUAAGAGUCAAAGUGUGAGUUUGUGAAAUGAUGAAAUUCAAAGUUUCUAGUAAAAUGUCAGAGUGAGUCCAUGUGAGAAAAAGCAGGAACAUGUCCGGUCAGUCUGCCAGCUGCUGUGACUCAUAGCUGGAGCCAGAACAACUUAUCGUUUAAUCAAUUCAUCUUUAACAUGAAAUCCAAUAAAUUCAACUAAAGGAAAUAAAAUGUCACAUUUACAAACAAGUUUCUGAUUUGUUCACAGGUUUAAAGGUGAUAAGAAACUUAUCUGAUCCUCAUUUCACAAACGUUUUCUGAUCUUAUUGAAGCUCAUGACUGAAGGUUGAGUUUCUAAACUUUGCAGCUGAGUAUUUUAUACUCAGACAGAUUGUUGGUGAAAAUCUUUUAACAGCCCUGAUAAGAUGAAACAAUGAAAACUGUGUGACUAAAACGAACGGGGAAUCAAGCUCCAUCAAAAGGUCCCAACAAUUGUCCACCGUCCCCGUCCCCGUCCUUGUUGACACCCGGCUGAGAUCAGGCUUUUCAUUAAAUCACUCAAACUACUGCAGGUGAAUUUUAACUCGGUACUUUGAGUUCACUCAUAAACUGAAUGUUGGACAUUUGAUGGCUCAUCAGUCGGAGACGUCUCAGCCGAUUCUUUACAUUUAGUUGAUUUGUCUGCAACAGGUACAUUCACUCUGAGGGACAUCACCUUGAACGUCUCAACAAAUCUGUUCAACAAAUCUGUUCAACAAAUCGUUGCUUGAUCAUCAAUGAAAAAAGAACACAUUUUCAAAUAUUCAUCAUUGACUGACAAAAUAAAUGAUUCUGUAUUUAAUUCAAUCUAAAUAAAUAGAUCUCAGCUCCUCGUGUGUGAAUGAGGCCGCAGACGUGUGACGGUGUCAUGUGAAAUAGGCAAAGCAACAGACGUGUGUCAUUAUAAAUGUUUUCAUCUAAUAAAGAGUGACGUGUUUCAUUACGCUGCCGUGUCGACCUCUUCAUGCAGUGAAGACGUGAAUGAAAACAGCCCACACUGCUUUUUGAUAGAAACUGAGUUCAGAGGGAAUUUAACUGUUUAAAGUCAGACGUGGUGAAGUUGAAGCUGUGACGGAAGAUGAAACAUAAAUACUGAGACUUUUCCAUUUCUGUUUUCAGUGUUUAUGAGUUUUUCCUUGUUUUUUCUCACUUUGCAGCAGUUUUACAUUUGUUGUCAGAUUCAUUUUCUUGAUUUCUUGAGCUGAAGUGGGUUAAGUGUCAAAGUAUGGAACACACACACACACACACACACACACACACACACACACACACACACACAGUACAGUUCAGUUCAGUUCAGUCAGACAACAGUGACUCCUGAAGGACAACUGGUGUCGGGGUCAAGGGCACUACGUCAGGUCAGAGAACCAGGCCAGAGGAGGCGUCCAGAGAGGAGGCGUCCAUAGAGGA
This is a messenger RNA of Paralichthys olivaceus (Japanese flounder), 9738 nucleotides long. Lineage: Eukaryota; Metazoa; Chordata; Actinopteri; Pleuronectiformes; Paralichthyidae. The record is from RefSeq and is a predicted model, not a curated record.